UGCACUGAAAACAGGUUUGACGUGCAAUAAAUUUGAAUCUCGCGGCAGAGCCGUUGCCACACACACAGCAAACAACAACAACUGUCAACCACCAUCACCAUGUCGUACCGCGACCUCAGGAACUUCACAGAGAUGCUGCGGACGCUGGAGUUUCCGCGUCUCGUGUCCAUCGACAACUUCAGGCAACCCAACUUCCCGCUCGUAGCAGAGAUCUUGAUUUGGAUCAUCCGCCGCAUCGAUGCCACUGCCACCAUCCCCACGGACGUUGAAGAUGAAACAGACCGUGUGCUCUUUGUCAAGGCUGUUGCACAAUUCAUGGCAACAAAGCUGCACCUGCGACUGAACACGAAGCGGUUGUAUGAGGCGGACGGCCACGCGGUGAAGGAGCUCAUCAAGGCAACGUCGCUCCUCUACAACGCCCUCAAAUCACAAAACGAAGAAGCACCACAGGGUGGAGAGAGCGGGCCGCCCGUCACGCUGUCAGACUUCAACCUCACAAGCAAGAUUGGCGAACUCAAGGUGAGAGCAGGAGCGGGUGUGCCGGCGUUCAUGGACGAGUAUGAGAAGUUGGAGGCGGAGUUGGCAAAGACAUACGAGACGUACAUUGAGAAGUUCCGCAACAUUUCGUAUCUCGAACAAGAGCUGGAGCAGCACAACCGCACAGAGCAGGACAAGCUCGAGGAAACGGAGCAGCAGCUGAAGCGCAUGCAGGCGAGGUUGCGAGAUGAGGAGAUGCGGAUGAUGCGUGGGUCUGACGAAACGUUUGGGCUCGGCGGCGAUAUGGACCACAGUGACGAGGAGACGGACAGCGACGCCGAUCUCGAGACGGAGCCGCGCGGCGUUGCGACGUACGGCAGCAUGCGUGGGGGCAUGGACAGCGACGAGGGGUCUGAUCUUUCUGAUUCGUUUGGCGACAUCGAUGAUGAUGAUGAUGACGACGACCUCGGCGGUCUUGGAGACGAUCUUGAUGAUGAUCAGUCGGACCUCUCCGAUGACGCGUUCUAAACACACACACACACACACACACACACACACACACACACACACACACACACACACACACACACACACACACA
This is a messenger RNA of Salpingoeca rosetta, 1076 nucleotides long. RefSeq lists its product as uncharacterized. The coding region runs from base 100 to 1005 and encodes 301 amino acids. Gene Ontology annotation, biological process: cilium assembly. NCBI's taxonomy places the organism in Eukaryota, Choanoflagellata, Craspedida, Salpingoecidae. Gene Ontology annotation, cellular component: centrosome; cilium; intraciliary transport particle B. The record is from RefSeq and is a predicted model, not a curated record. The transcript has 11 exons.